This is a messenger RNA of Impatiens glandulifera, 936 nucleotides long. RefSeq names its product RING-H2 finger protein ATL14-like. The transcript has a single exon. The coding region runs from base 303 to 734 and encodes 143 amino acids. The record is from RefSeq and is a predicted model, not a curated record. Lineage: Eukaryota; Viridiplantae; Streptophyta; Magnoliopsida; Ericales; Balsaminaceae.
AUGUUUAAUGAUAAAAAAAAUCCCUCUUGAUCGAUCCAUUUGCUGGAGUUGUGAAUCCUUUGUAUUCAUUGAUCGAUCGAUCGAUCCAGUUCCUCCUUCCGUUGUCUUCUUAUCUUUUGACAACCUGAUUUGUAAUUCUUAGACUUCCCAAAUCCAGAAACAAUGCCACCGGACGACAACCAACAACACCAUCUUUCCCGUCCUUAUUAUUAUUAUCAUGAUUUCUUCAACCCAUUCCCCCAUUUCUCCAAACCCAUCAUCCUCCCCAAUCCCCAUACCAAAACUCAUUAAUAAUAAUAAUAAUGCCUCUCAUUAUCUCCCUUUUCCUCAUCAUCCUCUUCAUCGCCGCCGUCGCUCUCUUCCAUUUCGCCAUCGUUGGCUCUGUUAGAAUGCACCGCCACCAUUUUCACCGUCGUCGCUCUUCUUCUUGUUACGACUGCUACACUAAUGGGUAUUCCGAGGAGGAGCUACGGAGAUUCCUUCCAAGGUUCUCGUACGUGGGCGGCCGCGGAGGCGGAGAUGAUAAUUGUUUGCACGAUUGCCCGAUUUGCUUGGAUUGCUUUAAUCACGGCGAUUCGGCUUGCGACCUUCCAGAUUGUGGUCAUAUGUUUCACUCGAACUGCAUCGGGAAAUGGCUGACCAACGUAGCAAGUUGUCCCCUUUGCCGGGGAAUUGUCUGCUUGCCUUCUGGUGCAGGCAACUGGCGAAUUAACGGCGAGGAACAUCCUUUUUAACAUAAGCAGUUAGUGAUGAAAACCCAUCCAAAGUUUUGUUCAGAACUUUCAAGUUCAAUUGUUUCGACAAUACCCAUAUCCAAUUUCUAUUGAGGAUUGAAAUUGAAUAUCAAGAUUGUGAAAUGCCAAUGUUCCAAGCUUGUAAGAGAUGUGUUUUGGUGAAAUAUUGCAUUUCUUUUUUAUUUCAUCAAUAAGAUUAAUG